GGUGCGCACAUCUCGAUGCGGAAUCAGUUCGCUGGCCAAGAUCAAUCAGUUGGUAUCGGUCAGCAGAAUCGUUUAGAGGGCGCCCGGUUGCCGUCAAUUAGUUUUGUCACACAAGUUUGCAGUUUGGCUCGCCAACAUGAGGCAUAAAACGAAAGCGUACAUCACAACGGUGGUGGAUCCGGAAAAUCUACAACGAACUCCGACGCAGCAUCCACAGCCGAUCCCUUCGAUUGAUCUGACCAUGACCUUGAACAAGUUCAGCGGCUACAUCGAGCAUGGCUCGAUCGAGGAAAUACAACAGAUCAACGGCCUCAAACGGUCAGAUUCAUCGAAAAAAACCAAAGACUCGACUACCUUGUCCAACAUGUGGAUUCCCAGGUCCCAAUCGGUGGGCCUCGCCAUCACCUUCCUGCUUCUCUGGGGAGUAGCCUUCUCGGUUCUUCCCGGUGACCUGACCCACCCGGACUCAGCGCUGUUGCGGUUUUGCUUCCUGUUCAUCGGGGCGUACAUCGCCGGCGAGCUGACCAUGGCGUGCGACCUGUCGGAAAUGGUUGGGGCGUUCUUUUUCGGAGUUUUGUACGCCAACCUGGGGUUGGCGGAUUUCCGCGGCUAUACCAAGCUGGAGGGAUUUCUGGGCGACAUGACCGUCGUAGGGAUUCUGCUCUGUGCCGGGCAGGGCACCGAGUACGAGGCGCUCAAAAUGCAGGGUCGGUUCAUCGUGCAGCUGGCCGUGUUCCCAUCGGUCGUAGAGGUGUCCAUCGUGGCCGCCAUGUCCCACUUUCUGCUGGAGCUGCCCUGGCUGUGGGGUGUCUUGCUAGGGCUCCUUGUGACUGCCAUCUCGCCGAACGUCAUCGUGACGAUGAUGCGACGGCUGGCCGAGCUGAAAAUGGGCACCGAAAAGGGGCUGAGGACGAUCAUGAUCAACACGACGGCCCUCAACGAUAUCAUUGUGAUCUACUUGUUUGUACUUGUCACGGGGGUGUUGUUCUCAACCGAUGACUUGACCACGUUGAUCAUCCAGGGUCCAAUCGGCAUGGCGAUUGGUCUUUGCUACGGCUGUUUCUGUGGAUUAAUGUUACAACAUGUACCUUCCUUCAAAGCGCUCUACUCCAACGGGUUGCGCUUCGCGAUGGUGGCCGCGGCCGGCACGUUGGCCAUCGUGGGCAGCCGCACCAUCGGCUACCCGUCCGCGGGAAACGUCGGCUGCAUCUCGACGGCGUUCGUGGCAUCAGCGCUGUGGAAGCGACGGGCGGACUUUGCCGCGAACGAGGUCAGCCUGUACUCGGGCGUGUUCUGGAAGUUCUGGAAGAUUGUGUCCUUUGCGCUGGUCGGAAAGGAAGUGCGGCUGGAGCUGCUCCAGGACGAGGUGGCGCUGUACGGACUUGUGAUACUGCUUGUGGCCGCUGUGUUUCGACUGCUGUUCUCGUUCCUCUCAACGCUCGGAAGCAAUCUGGACUGGAGGGAGAAGCUGUACGUGACAAUGUCGGGUCUGCCCAAGUCCAUGGUUCCGGCGGCGUUUGGACCGAUGGUGCUCCGGAUGUGCCAAGCCCGGAACAACGCCGAAGAGCUGAGGCUAGCCCACACGAUGAUGGUCGUGUGUGCGGUGGAUAUUCUGCUGACCUUGCCGCUGUCGGCACUGCUCAUGUUCAAGCUGGCGCCCGCGUGGAUUAGGAAAGAUCGAAAAGCUUGAACUUUUUGUAAAUUGUUUUGUUUUUUUAUCUGAAAUUAUUUAAUAAAAAUAUGUUUUUAGAGCUUA
Molecule: messenger RNA, 1756 nt
Organism: Culex quinquefasciatus (southern house mosquito)
Lineage: Eukaryota; Metazoa; Arthropoda; Insecta; Diptera; Culicidae
Product: sodium/hydrogen exchanger 9B2
Exons: 8
Coding region: 137-1690 (517 amino acids)
Biological process (GO): proton transmembrane transport
Cellular component (GO): membrane
Molecular function (GO): antiporter activity
Source: RefSeq, a predicted model, not a curated record